CAUGCUUGACAAACUGUCAAUUUAAUGAAAAUGGCAAACCGCAAAACUGCUAUUUUCGUAUUGAUGUGAAAUAGUUUAUUAUUUAAAUUACCUACUAUCAAUAAUACAACGUUAUAGUGCACACAAUUAAUCUACUUUUUAUUACACUUUUAGUUUUUAAGUUUAACACGAAAAAGAUCAGCGAUUUCCCACCAACAAAUCGUGAUUAGAUUCAAUAAUAAUUUGUUUUUGUUCAUAAUUUUGAUUAUUUUGCUUCAAUAUGAGUGCUAACGGUGACAAAAAUAGUGCUGAUGUUGAGAAUAAGACGCUGACUACGGAAGAAAAUAGCGAAAAGUCUGAAACAAGUCCUGAGGGUAUUGCAUCGGCUAAAAAAUCGGUUGGCGACACCCAAAUCGAUAGCUGCAUAGCUGAGACACAAUAUGUCUCUAAAGAACUAACUAAUAAAGACUCCGGCGAUGCCGGUGAAGAAAUAUCUAACAAGACAUUGAAAGAAAUUGAAGAAAAAGAUUCAAAUCUCACUGAAUUGUCAAAAGACUCUCAUAAAACUGGUGAUGACAAAGGCAGUGGUGACCAUACAGCCAAUGAAAAUGUAGCUGAAGUAAAUCCUGAAAAAAGUUUGACUCCGACCGAGAAAAAAACUGAUGAUGGUCAGAAAAACCUUGAAGAACCACCAGGAUCAGAUAGUAAAGAUGAAGAUGAGAUGGAACUGAAAUGGGAUGAUGAUGAAGCUAUGGAACCUGAUGGAGGAACUGGCAAUGAUCAAACUUCACCUAAAACCGAAGAACAGCUUUUGGCGGACCCUUCGGACACUAUCACUGAACCUUUAGACAAACAAACAGAAAGUAAUGAAAAAAUCGAAGAGUUGAGUGAAUCCGAUAAGAAUUCAAAUGCUAAAUCUACUACGGAAACUAAAGAGGUUGAAAAUGAAUCCUUAGAAGAUGAUAUUAAUUCAGAGACGAUGCAAGCAGAGGUAGAUGCUGUAAUAAAAGAUAUUCUUGAUGAGAAGGACAAAACAGGUGAAGAUACUGAAAUGACCGUAACAGACAAACCUGACGAAGUAACAAAAAAUGAUAAUGAAACUUUAGAAAAACAUACAGAACAAGUAAUAGAAGAUACAUCUGUAGAAUUUGAAAGUAAUAAACAGACAGAAAACACAGCAUUUGAAAUAACAUCCUUCACUGACAUCGCAAUGGAUACAGAAGAUGAUAAAAAAAAAGAAAAUCUUCCUCAAGACAAGAAAGAUGGAGAUCUUCCCAAACAAAUAGAGAUAAAAGAAGAAAUUAUUGAUAAAGAAACUUCGGAAAGUAAAGAAAUUGAUGCUUUGUUAGAAGAUCAACUUUUAGCAGAGACUGAUGUGGCCGAAUUGCCACCUGAUGCUGACUCCAUGGAUGCCGUAGACGCUGACAAAGAAAGAGAAUUAUUAAAAGAGGAUGGUGAAUCUCAAAAUGGAAUGAAUGACAAAAAUAAAAAUGGGAAUACAGAUCAAGUUGAUGUUAAAAUAGAAAGAAGUGAAGAUAUAGUUCCAGAUGAGGGUAAAGAAAUAAGAAUUGAUUUAGAAUUAUUAAAACAAGAAAUCAAAGAAAUUAAAAAAGAAGUUAAACAAGAAGAAAGUGAUAAUAACUCUCAGGAUGCAAUAGACGGCAAUACAAACGAUGAUUUAGUCGAAAACACGGAAAAUACUGACCAAAGUACUGUACAAGUUCAACUGGAACCUGAUAUAACUAUUCCAAGUCAAACUGAAAGAACGUCACAUAAUAAAGAGCCUGCUGAAAAGGUAGAUGAGACUGAAAAUCUAGUCACAAAUGUAGUUAAAGAAGAAAUUUCUGAAACAGUCCCUGAAAAUACUGAAAAUAAUGAUAAUGUAGCUAUAGAAAGUGAAGAUAAAUCUGAAAAACUGGCUGAAAAUGAAAAUCUGGACAAAACAAGUAACACAGAAUCAAAAUCGAGUGAGAAAAAAGUUAAAACCAUAAAACAAGAACCAGAAGAAGACAAAACACCAACCGCAGAUGAUAUAUCACUGUGUGAAGCCGCCUCAUCACCAGCACCAAUAAAAACAAAUCACCGCUUAAACAGACCGGACGCAAUGCUGGAAAUACCAACCCAAGAGCUUUUAGACAUUGAUGACCUGUCAUUCGGACUGGACCGGUUAGACAGUACGGAUAGUGAUGAUGAAGAGGAUACCAGUGAUAAAGCUCCGGUUGUAGCACCAGCUCCGGUGAGAGAAGAGAGUCAGGUAACAGAGAGUGUGAAUCGAAGGAAUAUGGUACCGAGUGAGAGUAUUGAGGAUAGUUUAGAGAAGAUGUUUGCGGAUCAUGCUCCCAUUGUGAUGCCUGUGGAAGAAACUAUCUAUGUUUCCGAUACAUCAUGCCAAACAGACAUAGAACCUUUACCUUCCUUUCUCUUUCCCCCUUUCCCUGGAGACGGUGCUAGUACCUCAGCCGCUGCAAUUGCAUCUAUAGCUAAUGAUGCAACUACGUCUAACGAUGCAACUGCAACGUCGUCUAAAGAUGCAACUACGUCCAACGAUGCAACUGCAACAUCGUCUAAUGACGCAACUGACACUAAUGUUGCAACUACAACCACGGCUAGCGAUGCAACUGUGGCUACAACUGCAACUGAUGCAGCUGACACUGCAACUGCAUCCGCUGCACCAAGUUCUGCCACUGCUGCCAAUGAAAUGACUCCGGACACUUCAAUUGGAGUUCCUGAAGUUUCAGACAGUUUAGGUCUGCUAGCUGAAUCAUCAGGUCGAGUCAUGGAAGACGAUGAGGAACCUGAGGAUGAUGAUGACGGUGAUGAUGAUGAGGAUUUCGAUCAGGAUGAAAGCAGCAACCAGGUAUCAGCGGAGCAGUCAGAAGACUCGAAUCCACCUGCCUCUGAGCCUGAACCAGCUAAAGACCAGGAUGGCAAGGACUUGGACACUCCGGAGCCCAAGGAUGACCAGUUCACCUUCACCGCUACUGAACCCCAGAAUUCUGGGGAAAAAAUGGAUGUUGACAAUGAAAGCUGUGGAUUUGGGACGAUGGAAUUACACGCUGAGACGAUUCAAGAAGAUGAUUCGAAUUCAGGUGCUCACGCUGUACCUACUAUGGAGGACGGCCCUGGCACUCCUGCCGUACAAACUGAGCAACAACGAGUGACGUCAGACCAGACGGACAUUGACACUGUGAAACUGUCGGACACGUCUGACAAUGAGGCAGAGGAGACUACCACCGACGUCAGAAGUCAGACCACUGAGCAAAAGGAGACUGAAGAUCAACAAAAUAAAAACGAGAAAUCCCCAUCUAAAUCGCCAACCACCAAAAACGUAACGCCGGAACGUUCCCCGACCAAGUCGUUCACGCAAUCCCCAGCUCAGUUGAAGAAGUUGGCGAUUACCACGCAACAGGAGAGCAGCGUCGUCAAUAUUGUAGAUUUGGAAGAAAGCAGUUCUUCUGAGGAUGAAAUACGAGAAAUAGACAGACAACUUGAACCGAAACCGAAACGUUUGAAACAAGAAGACGCACAUCAGACGUCAACGUCAACGUCAGCUGACGUCACCGACGUCAACAUCCCCACUGACAUCGAAAUAAUGGCCAAUGCAGCCGGAAACACGUCAGCGAUCGUCACCAAAGAGGGGGAGGUCGUUGUAAGUGGGGUGCCGAAACCUCCCCCACUUAAAUUGGCUAGACUGAAUACCAGCGAAGUUUCAAUUAAGACAGCGAGUGCCACUGAGCCAAUGGUGAUACCGGUAACUCAGGUAAUAGAACAACAGGCUAAACCUAAGAUAGGUCUAGAAGUAUUUAGCCUGGAUUCGGACGAAGAUGAGAGCUGUCCUAAAGAACAAACCGUACAGCCAGCCUCCGACCCGCCUGCAGACCCCGACAAGCCCCGGCAGUGUGUGAACGACCGCUGCCCCAGUGGGCCGGAGGUGGGCUUCCAGCCGGCGGGCCCCGCCGUGGCGGCGUACUACGACGCGCCCAGGAACAAGAGGCACCUGGUCUGCCAACCCUGCGCUGAUGUCGUACUGGCUAUGGAGACGAAACUGGUAGAAGGUAUAAAGAACUUCACCCCUCUCCUGGACUUGGACAUGAGCAAGAACAGCCAGGACCUGGUGAAGAUAUCCGACUCCGAGUCAGAAGACGAAGACCAGGGGCCUGAGGAGGAGAGGGAGCGUAUCGGAGAGAAGGGGGCUAAGUUUCUAGAGGAGAACCUGGCGCACUACUUCAAUAACACGUGGAAGAAGUACAACAUGGACGCCAGGCUGAAGGAGACACAAACCAUGUUGGAUAACGAGAUUGAUAAACUAGAGAAGGACAGCAAGGAAAUAGACGCGAUGCUGAACGAGUGCCAGGUGGCCACGGACAAGUUGCGGAACGAGCUGUACGCUACCUUCGAGUGCCGGAGGAAGGAACUCACCCCCCUAGUGUUGUUCGACAUGCCCGACCUCAAGUUUGUAGCAUUAGAAGCGGAAGAACCUAGCCUAACGCCGAAGGAACAAGCCGAGCAAGCUGAGACACAAACUCGUCUAGCUAAGCGCCGUAACUCAUUAAGCAACGAGUUGCCAGCUAAGAAAAUGGCCAUCGCACUGGGAUACACGCCCUUAGAACAGGAACAACCCAAGGAACCGACUCCCACAACAUCUAUUACCGUGCCAGACAAUAAAAUUGAUGACGAUAAAGACGUAUCAGUAGUGAAGCUAUCAGCGGAGUCAGCCCCGGCCGACCUCCCCCCUCCUGGCGAGAUAUCGCGUCCCCCUCUGCGUGUCAGUAUGGCCGUCUACGCCAUGAAGAACGCCUUCGGACCCUGGCUGAGGGGGAGGAUAUUGGAGAUACUGCCUAAGAACUCUGCUGGGGGCAACAUGUUUUCUCUGUGCCGCGUGAAAUUCGACCACAAAGCCAAGGCAGGCGGCAAGAUACUGCCGGCUCGCUGCAUCGCGUAUUCAGAACCGGCUGAUGUACGGAUGACUAUAGGUACUCGUCUGAUAGCUUUGUUCAAAGACUCGAACAAGCGCGAGUCGUACUACUCCGGCGUAGUCGCUGAAAUACCCAACCCAGUCAAUAAUUAUAGGUACCUAGUAUUCUUCGACGACGGGUACGCCCAGUACGUGCAGCACCAACACACGCGCCUGGUGUGUGAGAGCUCCCCCCUCGUGUGGGAGGAGGUGCACCCCUUCUCCAGGGAGUUUGUGAGGGAGUACCUCGUCGCUUACCCUGAGAGACCCAUGGUGAGGCUGCAUGAGGGACAGAAUCUGAAGACUGAGUGGAAUGGCAAAUGGUGGUCGUCUCGCGUCACCCGAGUGGAUGCCUCGCUGGCUCAAGUAGUAUUUGUCGGCGAUGGAAGGAGGGAGUGGAUUUAUAGGGGGUCCACCCGCUUGGCACCACUGUAUCUUGAGCUCAGGGCCGCUGAGAGGCACCGGCCUAGACCCAUGCCUAGGAGCAAGGCUCAGCCUAGGUCGAACAUGCCAUACGUGGAGUACACGCGGUCUGACGAGCAGGAGUCCAGGAACCGGCAGGAGGCGCAGGCGCAACAACAGGAACAACACAACGAGGAGAUGUUCCGUCGUCAGCGCGCCGUGGCCAAGAAGUCGACGUCGAUCCCCGCGCCCCCACCGCCGCCGAGCCAACCCAGUACUGACGCUGUCACCAGCAGAGUUGUGUACUACACUCCGAAGAACGCGGUGAAGCCGUACAAGAUGGUCCCGCACCGCUGCAGCCCCAAGUGCCAGCGGACCGACAUCCUGACACUAAGGGAGCUGCGGACAUACAACCCACUGGCCAAACCCUUACUUAGUGGGUGGGAGAGACAAAUAGUCCGUUUCAAAGGGCACAAGGAGGUGAUGUACCGCGCCCCCUGCGGGCGGCGCCUGCGCAGCAUGGCGGAGCUGCACCGCUACCUGCAGGACACGGCCUCCGACCUGCCGGUAGACCUGUUCGACUUCCAGCCCGCGACACACUGCCUCGCUGAGUUCGUGCUUAACAAGUGUUUAGUAGGGAAAAAGGAUAUUGGAGACAUAUUACCGGAGUUCUGCUCGUACAACACGGAGCGGACCCCCACCGCCGGGGUCCCCCUCAACCUGGACCCCGACUUUCUGUGUGGAUGCGACUGUACUGAUGAUUGCCAGGAUAAAACAAAAUGUGCGUGUUGGAAGAUGACGCUAGAGGGCGCUCGGACGAUAGGCCUGGACGGGCCUAAUGUAGGCUACGUAUACAAACGACUGCCCGAGCCGUUACCAUCGGGCAUAUAUGAGUGUAACUCCAGAUGUAAAUGCAAACAUACUUGCCUAAACAGGGUGGCGCAGCAUCCCUUGCAACUGAAAUUACAAGUAUUCAAAACGCUGACGCGUGGGUGGGGUAUCCGCGCCCUCAACGACGUCCCCAAGGGGGCCUUCCUCUGUGUGUACGCGGGGAACUUGCUCACUGAUGCCACCGCUAACUUGGACGGUUUGAACGAGGGCGACGAGUAUCUAGCCGAACUAGACUACAUCGAGGUAGUCGAACAGAUGAAGGAAGGAUACGAAGAGGACAUCCCUGAGAUUGACAAGAAGCUGGACAAGAAGGAGUUAGCCAAGGAAGAGGCGGGGUCUGAAGAGGAAGCUCUCUCAUCAUCCUCUGAAGAGGACAAUGCCUCCAAGAGUGACAAAGAGGACGAUGACUUCCGACCAGGGUAUAUCGGACUCGGAGUCAUGGAGUUUAACAAACGUCUCCGUAAACGCGAUAAGAUUAAAAAAGAUACAGAUGAACCCGCCUCGGAAGAUACUAAGGACAAGGAAAUAAAAGAGGAGAAAGAUUCAAAAGAUAAUAUUAAAAAGGAGACCGCGAAAGAUGACGAUGAUUGUAUCACCAUCAGCGAUGAUGAAGAAGUAAGAGAACCGGCAAGAUUCAUGGCGCAAGCUGGCAUGGGAGCUAGCGAGUUUAUCUCGAAAUACAAAUCGGUCCGCACUCUAUUCGGCAAGGACGAGGCGUGCUACAUCAUGGACGCUAAGGUGCAAGGGAACAUAGGCAGGUACCUCAAUCACUCCUGUUGCCCGAACGUGUUUGUACAAAACGUAUUCGUAGACACACACGAUCCUCGCUUCCCAUGGGUCGCGUUCUUCGCGCUCUCACAUAUAAAAGCUGGCACGGAACUUACAUGGAACUAUAACUAUGAUGUAGGUUCGGUUCCCGGGAAGGUACUCUACUGUUACUGCGGGGCACCCAAUUGUAGGGGUCGACUGUUGUAAUUUUUAUGCCAAUGCCAAAUAAAUUUAGUUUUUUUAAUGUUAAAAUUUUGACUAAAAUUGUUGUAUUUAAAAGUAGGAAAUGUUGUUUAAUCAAUUUAAAAAAAAUUAUAAACUCAUAUUUUUCGUAGUAUUUUAGAAUUGUAUGGUAAUAGGCUUGCUUCUUAUUACAUGCGACUUAUAACAUAAGUGGUGAAAAGUGGUUCUUACAUUAUAUACAGUAUGGAGAUCACUCAUAUGACUUAAAUGAAACUACAAGUAGUACUCGUCCACAGAAGCAUAAUACAACUACAUAUUUCAACGAAAUCCAAAAUUAUAUAAAUCAAGUAUUAAAUUCUGUGUGAACAGCUCCAUGUUCCUUGAUCACAGAAGAGCUGUAAUGUUGUAGGUUGUCUAGGAAUGUUACGGACAUGCGGCGCGGCUGUUGCAAUGCCGUAUUUGUAAAGAGUGUUCAAAUUAGCUCAUAGAGAAUAAUACACAUUUUGGCUUAACUACUGGGCCUAUUUCAUUUUUGUAUAUUGUCAGCCAAGAUGAUGACAAAUAUGUGGUUUAAAUUAAGUCUUAUGUGUUUUCUUUAUACGGUAUGUACACCUCUGCCUACCGUCAUAAGAAACUAAAGGUGUUAUGUUAUAAUUGUGUGUAAUAAUAGAAGUUGAACUAUCAAGCAAGAAGUCCCUGGUUUGAUUUCCAUGUCAGGCUAAGUAUUAAAUUGCUUUUUAGCUAAGUUCUUGCCUACUACUACUACUUUUUAAUGUAUUUUGUUGAUUAUUAUGUUAUCGGCUUACUCACGUAACUGUUUGACGAGGAACUCGACUAGUUUCAAGCCAUGCUAGAGGCUCAUAUUUAUGAGCAGCAUUCCACGACACGACGCGGCGACUGUCGCGCUGCUACUGGCGUCUACGCCACUAUUGUCGCGUAGCAGCAUGACUUGAAACUAGUCGAGUUCCUCGUCUAACAGUUACGUGAGUAAGCCGAUAAUAUAAUAAUUAAUUUAGAAUGUCUCACGAAAGUUAUAAUAAAAUUGUAUUUUGUUGCUUGUACCUAUAGCAGUCUAUAAUUGGCCGUCUUGUCUAUAUUUUUGAAUUAAUUUGACUACUAUAUAAUUAUAUAAAUAUAAUUUGUUUUACGUUUUCCAAAGGUUAUGAUGGUUGGUUCAUUGGAGUCAGCCAAUCAGUAGCAUUAGUAUGAAUUUGCUUUACUUUUAAAGUAAUCGAAACGAGAGCGCGUUCGACGCUCUGGUUGGCUCGAAUAAACCUACCAAUCAGAGCGAUUUUUUUAAACGUAGAGUAAACUCAUACUAGGCUGCAGAGCGCUGAACGCGGUAAUGUUUCGAUUUUGUUAAACGUAAAGCAAACUCGUACUAAGCCCCCUGAUAGUCGACUUGUUGUGAAUACGCCAGUCAAAUGUAAAAGAUCUUGUGUUCGAAUACCAGCCCUUUUUAGACGAAUGGUUUAAAUCUAAUCGAAUUCAAGUGAAUAGAUUAUAUCACAAGUGAGACUUUAUUUCUAAGUAACGAAUCUAGAAGGGUAUCGAGCCACGAGCCAACGUAUCAAAAUAAAAUCUUCCCAUUUUUUUUAAUUUAAAUUCAAGAAUAACUAAUCAUUUUCAUUUUUCCGCGUAAAGCGUGCGUUCAAAAGUUGAAAUCCCCCCGCCCAUCCCCAAGAAGGUAGCCCCCCCUUCAAGAAUAUUAUCUUAUACUCGAUUCUUUGUUUCGAUUAAAGAUUAAACUGUUUGUCUUACCGCUAUACUCAGAGUCAUUUAAUGGUUACUUAACCCAGUCCUUAACAAUUGUUUUCGAAACCGUUACUAAGGAAUAAUUUAAGUAAUCAUUAAAUUACUCUGAGUGCGGCAGUAAAUCGGCUAUAAUUAAGAUUAUAACAAUAUAGAGUCUGAAACUAUGUGAUUGAUAACAUAACAGUAAACCUUAGUACGAGUUUCCUUUACGUUUACGCGUUCAGCGCUCUGAUUGGCCGGCUCGUAUAAACCAACCAAUCAGAGCGCCGAACGCGCUCUCGUUUCGAUUACUUUAAACGUAAAGCAAACUCGUACUAAGGGUUCUUGGUGAAAAGUGGGUGUUACAUGGGACAUGUGCACUGUGCCUAAACGGAAUGGAACAGGUGUUUAGAAGCAAGGUAAAUGUGAAUAAAGAAAGGCUAGUUUUCGCCAACCUCUCUUAAAUUUUAAGGAACGCCUACGCUGGGAUAUGUGGUACUUUAUAUACGGUGACUGGUAAUUAGUGAACGAUAUUUAAACACGUGAUUGUACUCAUGAUUACAAACAACUUUCCCGAAGAAACUUUUUGUGUACUCUUUUGUGUGGGAGAGCCAUGCUUCGGCACGGCUGGGCCGGCUCGACCGGAGUGAUACCACGGCCUCACAGAAAACCGACGUGAAACAACGCUUGCGUUGUGUUUCCUUGUGUGAGUGAGGUUACCGGAGGCCCAAUUCCCCCUUCCCAAUCUUCCCCAUCCCCAUUCCCGAACAACAACCCUUAAAUUCCUAACUCCCAAAAAGCCGGUAACGCACUUGUAAAGCCGCUGGUGUUUCAAGUGUCCAUGGGCGGCGGCGAUUGCUUACCAUCAGGUAAUACGUCUGCUCGAUUACCGGCAUGCCUCAUAAAAAAAGUCCUUGGUUUUAUUUUUAUCACAAUAAUAAAACCACAAAAUUUCGCGUAAGCAAGCUAUCGCAUAAUAAGCUGUUCGCUGCGAAGCGCCCGCACCCGCUGUAGAUAGGUUCCGUUAUAGGAAGACUAGUAACUAGGUAGGUAUGUAUAUUGCAAUUUUACGUGCGCGUGCAUAAAUAUACAAAAAACAACUUUGGGAAAGUUGUUUGUAAUCAUUAGUACAAUCACGUGUUUAAAUAUCGUUCACUAAUUACCAAUAUUUUGGUUUCCAUCAACCUGAAAAUUAUCCUUAACAGCACAAGGAAGGAGUUGUUUUAGGUGCUCCAUCACGCUAAGAAACUCUUAGUUAAGAGGCGAUUUAGGGGUGGUUGGUGAACGCCAUUAAGGUAGUAAUAUAUGUAAUUAUAUUUUAAUUUUUGUGUCAAAAAUGUGUUUUACCGCCGUACGAAUCAAUUAAUGGUUACUUAACCCAGUCCUUAGCGUUUGUUUUCGAAACAAAAUCGUUACUAAGGAAUAGUUUAAGUAAUCAUUAAAGCUAAGAGUCUACAGACCCGCAUCGUACGCAUCGGACGUAUCACAUCAAACGGAUUAAUUUUUUAAACUGCGUCCACUGUAUCAGCAGCGAUCGGAUUGCCGACGCAAAUAUCAGCAAUCGGAUUGCCGAUACCACUUUCACCCCGAUUUUUGUCAUCGGCAUUACGUAUGACGUCAUCAGUACGCAUCACACGUGGCAUUGACGAUGAUGCGGUCCGUACGAUGCGGAUCAGAGGACGCAGCUCUAUGAGUUUCUAUACAAGACAAACUAAAAUACGUUGCGUGCGAUGCGUACGAUGCGGGCCUGUGGACGCUUACUUUAAAUGUCUCUGAGUACGGCAGUAACAUAGUUUAGAUUAAAAAUAAUAAAAUUGUUGAAUAUAUUUCUUGUGUAUACUUAUGAAAUUGUAUCAGUAUUGUAUUUAAUUAUGUAUGUAUAUGGAGCGACUGACACCUUACCCCCGACACCUCAGUAAGGGGGAUACCACAUAAGGGCACAUUUUCAUUAGUCCUUAGCGUCUGCAUGCGGGGAACCGUUUUCAUUGGUCGUUAACGUACGCUGCGUAAUGCGUGCGGUGACUUACCAUGCGUAUGCGUACAUGCGUACUUGCGCAUGAUAAGUCACCGCACGCAUUGAAUCGACUGAGAUAUCGACCAUGAAUGUCAUUGCUAGUUAGCUCGUAUGCGGGGAGCGCGGAUUCGGGCUAGCUACCGACUUAUCGACCAAUGAAAAUGCGCCCUAAUUAUAGUAAGAGCGGCCGUACACGGACUGCUCGAGCAGUUAGCGGCUGAGAGACAUACACGGACGGCUCGAGCGGUCGGCGUCGACUGCUCGAGCCGUCGGUUGUUGACGGCUCGAGCAGUUAGGUAGCGUGUACUCAACUGCUCGAGCAGUUGAUGUUCUUUUGAUUCUUUCAGCAGACGCCGCGAGGCCGCAAAGGGCGGGGGGGGAAGUCGGAGAGCUGUCGACUGCUCUAGAGCAGUCAACGGCUCGAGCAGUCCGUGUAUGCCUCGCAACUGCUCGCGAGCGGUCGACGGCACGAUGGAAUUUCAUCGUGCAGUUGACGGCCUGAAGCGGUCGCGACUGCUCGAGCAGUUUGUACGGCAGCGAAUGAAUGGCUAUAGUUCAUCGUGCCGUCGCGGCUUCAAGCAGUCGGUUAUAACUGCUUGAAGCCGUCCGUGUACGGCCCCCUAAGAUUUGACGUGGUGCGUCCUGCGUGAGCGAUUUAGACGCGAACGCGAUGCGGUGCGGCGCGAAUACAACAAACUGCCAAAAUGUAUUGACGUGGCCUACGUCACCAACGGCACGUGGGAUGCGGUGUCAUCAAUACGGUAGUUCACUACUAGUCAAAUUCAAUACUUUUAUCGAAAUGUCAAAAACGUUACUUUUCUAUGAGUUUUGUAGGAGAUCGCAACUUAUAACGUCAUAAUUUUUUUGCGUCAAAUAGCAUACUUACUUCUCUAAAAUUAGCUAGAAAAACUAAAAAAAUAAGUAUAUCGUGAAAUAACGAACGAAAGUACGAUUAUUUUGGGAUAUUUUAAUAUAUUGAAAUGUCAAAAUAAUUUAUUUUUGACCUAGUAAACUACCGUAUUGGCUCGAUAUUGUCGCGCGAAAUGGACGCGGUGCCGGCACGUUUUUGUUUAUAAUGUCAUGGAAAUGUAUAAAAAUAUGGAACGAAUUAAAGUUUGUAUAAAGAGGGAAUGCAGGAAGAUGAUAUUUUUGUAUAUUAUAUAUUUGAAUAUAGUUGUAUUUGUAAAUAAAGUUAUUGUCUGUAUGUACUACUAACGCUUUGACACACAUAUAAUACUGUUACGUAUUAGAAUUUAAAACGGGACCUCUAAUAUAAAAAUAAGUCGGGUUUUCCUUCUUGACGCUAUAACUCCAGCACGCGCGAACUAAUUUCCACGGUUUAGCAUUCGUUGGAAAGGUCUCGGGCUCCGUGAGGUUUAUAGCAAAGAAAAUUCAGGAUUAAAUUAAGAGAAAAGCAGGGAAGCCGGGAAAAUCAUUGGUGGCAUCUGUAUCGUAAAGGAAUAAAAAGGCGUCAAAUGUAACUUUUUACAUUAUUGCACCCGUUUUUGUUUCUAAUGAUAGUAUCAAUGUCUGUUUUCAAUACAAUUCUAUUAUUAAAUGUUAGUCAGUCAGUCAGUCAGUCAGUGUCUUCAAGCAUAUUAAGUAAAUAAUAUAUUCAUGCUUAUCAAUGUCAAUGUCAGUUGUACAAAAGUAGGAAUUUUAAAUAAUAUUUGCGACUUAUGGAAACUGUUCGAGGACGCUCGACUGGUUUCGACCUACACCGGGACUCAUAAUAUUAUAAGCUAUAUGUAGAUUGUGUUUCUUGGAAAGCCGGACUUCAGUGUUCCGGUGUUUUCAUGGUUGUAUCUACUGUAGAUCCUGGCUUACAGGAGUUGUAGCGGUAUGGGAGGUUGUGGCGGUCCCAAUUUAAAAUAGCAUUGUUAUGCCGUGAAUAUUAUUUAAAUUCAGUAUUAAUAAUGUCUUACAAUAUAAGUUUGUUUUUAAAUUGACAUGGUCACUAACACUAACAUUAGAACUUGAGACGGGAUAUUUACCAUGUUUAUUUAUGUCUAUGAGUUUCCGAUUGAGUUCAUCCGUGAUCAUGGCGCUUGCAACAGUGCCGAAAUAUCGGAAACUCAUAGACAUAAAUAAACAUGGUAAAUAUUCCGUCUUAAGUUCUAAUGUUAAUGUCUUACAAUAGUGAAUAUGAUACAUAAAAAAUCUAAGUACAUAGUGAAAAAUGUCGUCGAAUCUCGCUGAUCUACUUGAUGGAAUUUUAGUACAUAUUCAAGCAUGCGUUUUGUGUCUGUUUGUCUAUCUAUACAAUAAAAUAGUCAAUAGUUUUA
This is a messenger RNA of Spodoptera frugiperda (fall armyworm), 13210 nucleotides long. RefSeq lists its product as uncharacterized. The transcript has 35 exons. The coding region runs from base 260 to 7201 and encodes 2313 amino acids. The record is from RefSeq and is a predicted model, not a curated record. Lineage: Eukaryota; Metazoa; Arthropoda; Insecta; Lepidoptera; Noctuidae. Gene Ontology annotation, biological process: negative regulation of gene expression; heterochromatin organization. Gene Ontology annotation, molecular function: protein binding; zinc ion binding; DNA binding. Gene Ontology annotation, cellular component: nucleus.